CUUAUUAUUAUACGGGAGUGAGAAAGUGACUAGUAGAUUAAGUAAACUAGACAAAUAAAGAAGAAUUAUUACACUAAUUAAAAAAGGCACUUAAUUGUUAAUUAUUGCCUUAAGUGUGACCUGUAGUAGAAGGAUGCGUGAUCCGAGUAUUUUAUUGUCAAGGACACAUACCCUCCUCUAUUAAAGCAACUUCAAAUUAAGCACACUCUCACAAUCAUCCCAACACAAACUCUCUCUUCAUUUUCUCUCUCCUCUUUCUAAGCUACUCACUCUUAAGUCAAAGUGCUUAAGACUUAUUAGCUAACUUCUCACUUACGACAUACCUACUAUAUCUUCUUCAACCUAAUUAAACCAUACUAUACUAUAUAAGUAGUAUAUAUCAUUGUCGUUAUUGUUAUUGUUACUGUUAUUGCUAAGCACACGUGAAUCUAAAAUUAUUAUUCCUAGAUGGAAUACCUUGGCGGCAUGAGUACCAACGCAAAUACAGCAAUAAAGUCUCCUUCGCCUAGGAGUAAAAGAAAACACAACCAACAACAACAACAAGAAUCACCCCCGAGUACUAUUAGAUACUUGGGGGUGAGGCGACGUCCUUGGGGGCGCUAUGCAGCCGAAAUAAGGGACCCCACCACAAAGGAGCGUCAUUGGCUUGGCACCUUUGACACCGCGGAGGAAGCUGCCCUAGCCUAUGACCGGGCUGCCCGGUCCAUGAGAGGCCCGUCCAGGGCCCGAACCAAUUUUGUUUACUCUGACUCCCCGGCGGGGUCCUCAGUCACAUCCAUCCUCUCCCCGGACGACCAGUCUCACCUUAACCAAAUCUUUUUCACUAAUGGGCCUUCCUCGGCCCAAACCCAGCCCAACCCCACUGAUCAAAAUUUUUGGGCCUGUUGGAGUAAUAAUACUAAUUAUCCUCAGCCCAUUAAUAACAAUAAUUAUCAACCUUGUGUUCAAAAUAAUAAUGAAGUUACCAAAGAAGUUGAACUUCCUCCUUUACCCCCGGAUAUUACCUCGAGUUACAACAUGGGCUUCGGUAUGGGUUUGGGUAUGGAUAUGGAUAUGGGUAUGGGUAUGGAUAUGAGUCAAUGGGUCGGAAAUGACCCGGACUUUAUCGGAUUCUCUAGUCACAUUGGGUCAGUAGGGUUCGAUAACAUAGUUAGUACCGAACCCAAUAUGAGUGGUACAAGUAAUGGGACGACCAUUUUAAACGACAAUAACCCGUAUAAUUCAGUCAUGCAACAUAGCCCGCUUUUUAGCAAGAUGCCGGUUGUAUCCGACCCGGUUUUCGACGGGUUUGACUUGGGUUCCUCUUCAGCUUACUUCUACUAAACCCUUUUUAAUUUAUUUUUUUUGAACAACUUUCUCUUUUUUUUGUAUUUUUCUUUUAAUUUACCACGUACUUUCGUUGGCGCUGUUUUUCUUUUCAUUGUUUUUGGUUGGGGUUCUUCUUCAUAGAUAGAGUUUACAAUAAGCAAUUGUACCGAGCUCAUCGACACCACGAAAUCGAAUGUCAUUGACUACAUACUAGCUUAUCGGGAAAACUAGCUAAUAUUUGUUCAUGAUCACAAAACAGAAAUGCAAAGCACGGUGUAAUUGCUUCAUUAAGUUUAUUGCAUGUAUUGUAAUAUUUUGUUUAGUUUUCAUACAUUUUAACUUCCUAUUAUUUUCUCAUCCUUGUAAGAAUUAAGAAAUUAUACAACUUGGAUUUUAUAAGUUUAAAUGUUUAAUACUCCGUAUUUAUAAAAAGGACGUAAAGGUAUAUACGUACCCGACGUAUUUAUUUUAAUAUUAUGUUGGAGUUAAUAAUUAUAUAAAAGCUUUUGUAAUAAUUUAAUAAAGCUGCUAAUACGCAUAAUAAUUGUGAGGUGAUUAAAUCAUUGAGUUGAAAAUGUUAGUUUUGGAAUGUUUUGAUUUGAAUGUGUAAGUGAAGAAAUUAAUAUACGUGCAUGCAUGAUGUAAGUAUGAUACUAUUGCCACGAAAGCUUCGCAAGGAUUCAUGCACACGUCUUUAGCUAUAUUACUAUUCAUGAAUAUAAUACAUCCAAUAUUCUACUGUAAAAUAAAAUAAAAAGUAAAAAAAAAAAAAAAAAAAAAAAAGGUUUGUCCCUAGCUACGUAGUUAGUCCCUAUCCCCCCCUC
Molecule: messenger RNA, 2132 nt
Organism: Chenopodium quinoa (quinoa)
Lineage: Eukaryota; Viridiplantae; Streptophyta; Magnoliopsida; Caryophyllales; Amaranthaceae
Product: ethylene-responsive transcription factor LEP-like
Exons: 1
Coding region: 448-1323 (291 amino acids)
Biological process (GO): regulation of DNA-templated transcription
Molecular function (GO): DNA-binding transcription factor activity; DNA binding
Source: RefSeq, a predicted model, not a curated record